This is a messenger RNA of Artibeus jamaicensis (Jamaican fruit-eating bat), 937 nucleotides long. It is a transcript of the gene PTPRCAP, whose product is annotated as protein tyrosine phosphatase receptor type C associated protein. The coding region runs from base 106 to 723 and encodes 205 amino acids. Lineage: Eukaryota; Metazoa; Chordata; Mammalia; Chiroptera; Phyllostomidae. The transcript is spliced from 2 exons. The record is from RefSeq and is a predicted model, not a curated record. Gene Ontology annotation, cellular component: plasma membrane.
GGUGUGGUGGGCAGGAAGCGGAAGCGUCAAGCAACCCCUAGCUGCCGUGGAGCACAGCGCGGAGUUCACUUCUCCACACGCCCGCACUGAGAGGCCCACGGACCCAUGGACCCACCCUGUGCCCUAUGGCUCUGGAUGCUGCUGGCCCUGCCUGGGGUCCUGGGCGGCAGUGCCCACGACAGCCAGGGCUCCAGCACUGUCACGGUGGUCCUGCUGCUGCUGCUUCUGCUGCUGCUGGCCAUGGGCCUGGCCCUGGCCUGGCGCCGCCUCAGCCGCGACUCUGGAGGCUACUACCACCCUGCCCGCCUGGGCGCGGCGCUGUGGGGCCGCACCCGCCGCCUGCUCUGGGCCAGCCCACCAGGCCGCUGGCUCCGGGCCCGGGCUGAGCUCAAGUCAACAAAUGAAGACCCAGAGAGGCAGGAGGACGAGCCAGACUCGGAGGAUGACAGCUUUGACCUGGGCCAGAAGGAGGCCGAACCCGGGGAAGAGGAGGAGGAGAGGUGCGGAGAGCAGCCCAGCCCACAGCGAGGCCCGGAGCCCACGCAGGAAGCAGUGGGCGGGGACGUGGAAGGGGGCCCGGGCCUCGGCUCCCAGGGCCCCGAGGGCUCCGCAGGCAGCGCGGAGGCCCUCCUGAGCGACCUGCACGCCUUUGCGGGCAGCGCAGCCUGGGACGACAGCACGAGGGCCACUGGGGGCCAGGGCUUCCAGGCCACUGCCCUGUAGGGGCCAGCCCUGGGGUCACGCCCUUGUCACUGUGUCUCUGCUUCCCCAGCUGCUAUGACUGGACACUGCCUGCCCUGGGCCCCCUUGUCACCCACACCCCCAUGUGGAGAGCCUCAGACUGUCACUCCGCCCCCUAGUUUUGUCCCCAAGGCUGUGCACCCCCACCCCCUCCAGGAAGGCCAUCCACCUGAAAUAAAACCCUUCCAGCCCUGCG